UCGCUGCUUUUCGAGCUGUACUUCCGGGUGUCGUGGCAGGACCACCGCCUCCUGUACCCGGUCGAGGACAGCUUCCCCGGCAACGGCUCCGCGGGAGGCCUCCACCGCGCCGCCGUCACCCCGCUGUCCGACGCGCCUGACAUAACGUCCAUGGCGAUGUCAAGCGACUUUCUCAAGAAGGACUCAGGAGUGCGCCAAGACCGGCCGAAGGACAUCAAGAAAUACACCGACUAUGAAAUGAAGACGGAGUUCGUUGGUCGUUUUGGCAUUCCCCUCGCCUUCCUGGUGUUUAACCUCGCCUACUGGCCCGUUUUCCUCUAGACUGGGCAGUCGGCGGAUUUCUAAGGACAACGCGAGCAUGUAGGGAAAGGGGUCUCAUGAGAAUGAAUAGCUUCACAGGGCAAGAGAUGUUUUUGAUACGUGCAUCCCCUGCGCUGAGACGGUAUUAUUUCACAUA
Penaeus monodon (black tiger shrimp) is the source of this 457-nucleotide messenger RNA. Its product is annotated as glycine receptor subunit alpha-2-like. Gene Ontology annotation, cellular component: synapse; membrane; neuron projection. Gene Ontology annotation, molecular function: transmembrane signaling receptor activity; chloride channel activity; neurotransmitter receptor activity. Gene Ontology annotation, biological process: chemical synaptic transmission; regulation of membrane potential; nervous system process. NCBI's taxonomy places the organism in Eukaryota, Metazoa, Arthropoda, Malacostraca, Decapoda, Penaeidae. The record is from RefSeq and is a predicted model, not a curated record.